Messenger RNA from Sphenostylis stenocarpa, 279 nucleotides. Lineage: Eukaryota; Viridiplantae; Streptophyta; Magnoliopsida; Fabales; Fabaceae. The record is from the annotation of a GenBank genome assembly.
AUGGCUGAAUUUCCACCUGUAGAAAUAGGCACCCGAGGCACAGUUGGGUCCCUUCUAAGGCAAGAAAUUGAGUACUUCAGCAGGCUUGAAUUAAAUUCCCAAGGCUGGUCACAGAAGAACAAAUCUCAAACUAUCAACAUGGCUUCCUCGGUUAGCACUGAUUCCAGACCCUCAACUGUAUCCAGAGUAGAAACUACAAAGAAAAAGCGAGGAAGUAACAAGCUCUUGCCAAGGAUGUGUUCUGUGGUCGAUGUAUUUGACAACAAACCUGAAGUCUGA